ACUUAUACACAAAACCACCUCAGUGAACUUGGAAUAUGGGGGUAUUUCAUCCAUUGGCCCCCCUGUUCUCCUGACUGCAGCCCAAUCGAAAAUGUUUGGCAGACCAUGAAAGACCGCAUCCGCAAGCGCAACCCUUUCCCUACUACAAAUGAGUUGCUACGUACUGCCAUUACUGAGGAGUGGGACUCUAUUUCCUCAGAUGAACUUGAGUCUUUAGUAGACUCAGUUCCUACCCGCCUGUAUGAGGUACAUACAAUUGGCAUUCCUCUGGCUCACUGUGAUUUAUUACUAACUAUCUUCUCUCUAGGUUCGUCUAGCUAAUGGGAGUCAUUCUGGCUACUAAGAUGCACAACUUGCUUGGUUUUUUGCAUGGACGAGUCAGGUUAAACUCUCAACUAUAUCUGAGUUCUUUAUGUCACUAUUUGCUAACUACUUGCUUUCAAGGUUGGCGGUAUACAUAUGGGCUAUUAUGUUAUUAAGACACCUGCUUGUGCCUCAUCUCUUGUAUCUUUUUUUUUUCCAAUUUUUUCACCGUAUCAUUAUUGGAUUGCUUUCGCUCACCCUGCUUUGCUUCAUACUCGCUUUCUCUUUUUUUUUUCUCCUGUUUUCUCUUUGUACUUUCCCAUAUCAUUAUAGGAUUUCUCUCGCUCGCUCUGCUUAGCUCAAUGCUCUUCUGUUUUUCUAGCUAGUAAACUUGAUGUCUUAAACAUCCCUGCUCUUCUGACCUUGUACGAAAACAUCAUGCCUGGUGCUUGUACCUGUCACCUCAUAGGUUGGCUGCGCGUAACUUAAGGUUUGAAUCAACCCCAGUCUGUGCAACAUGCAACGCCCGGCCGAAUCCCCCGCAGCCCCAAAGCUGCCCCACGAGACUUUAAAUCGGGAACCGUCAACCGCGGGCCCAUCCCCAGCUGUUCCUUUGCAAUCCAGCUCCACACACACCGAGCAGCUACCUGACAUCGCAGCGAUGACGAUAUCUGACUCCCCAAGAUGGUAAUAACCUGCCCCCCUAUUUGAGAUCCAAAUGAAGGUUAACGUUUGCAGGAAGUAUCUUAACCGGAUCCUCAGCCGGAAGGGUCCCUUCGCCGAUGAGGACUAUGACACCGAAAUGCAAAAGACAUUCCUGGAUGACUUUAAAGUCUUGUAAGUUCUACGGAUUCGCACCCGUGAAACACUCAAGAAGCUAAUGUUGCCACCAUCAGGGUCAUGUUUGUACCCUCCUCCCGCAGGAGAACAGGCAAACAGUUACGCUAACAAUGGAGCAGUGGAGCGGGAGGCCUGGGCUGUGAGAUCCUAAAAAAUCUCGCCCUCUCUGGCUUCAAGGAUAUCCAUGUGAUAGACAUGGACACGAUUGACAUCUCGAACCUUAACCGCCAAUUUCUCUUCCGAGCCUCCGAUGUCGGGCAACCGAAAGCCACGGUGGCCGCCUCGUUCGUGAUGAACCGUGUCAAGGGCGUCACUAUAACCCCAUACUACGGCGCAAUCCAGGAUAAGGGUCAGGACUACUAUAUGCAGUUUAAGCUCGUUAUCUGCGGCCUCGAUAGCGUUGAAGCGAGGAGGUGGAUCAAUGCUACUCUGGUCGAUAUGGUGGAUAACAAUAAUCCGGAGAGUUUGAAGCCGCUGAUCGAUGGCGGAACGGAAGGUUUCAAGGGACAGUCCAGGGUUAUUCUCCCUACGCUCACGAGCUGCUAUGAGUGCUCUUUGGAUAUGCUCGCGCCGCGGGCCGCUGUGCCGAUUUGCACGCUUGCUACAAUUCCCCGGCAGCCGGCGCAUUGUGUUGAGUGGGCGAGUAUGCUGGAGUGGCCAAGAGUGUUUGAAGGUAUUUCCCGCCCUUCCCCGUAGAGUAGCCCCGCAGAGUAGAGUAGAGUAGGGGUAGGUAGUAGAGGGCUGACGGAUGGGACAGAUAAGAAGUUGGACAAUGAUGAUCCCGAGCAUGUCCAGUGGGUUUACGAGCAGGCAUUGAAAAGAGCCCAGGAGUUUAAUAUUUCCGGCGUCACGUAUUCCCUAACUCAGGGUGUAAUUAAAAACAUCAUCCCAGCUAUCGCCUCGACAAACUCCAUCAUUGCUGGUUCUUGCUGCAACGAAGCUCUCAAGAUCGCGACCGGAGCUAAUCCAUACCUCAACAACUACAUGAUGUACAUCGGCAAUGAGGGUAUCUAUACCCACACCUUUGAGCACGAGAAAAAGCCCGAUUGUCCAGUUUGUGGAAACUUGGCGACUGAUUACACGGUUGAUCCCGAAUGGACACUCGAAGAGUUCAUCGAUAGACUUGGGGAGAAGCCGGAAGUGUAAGCCUCUUCUCCCCACGCUCACCUCAUCUUCAAUUAAUGCUGAAUCCUAAACAGUCAAAUCAAGAAACCGACCUUGGUUACUGAGCGGCGGAAGCUGUAUUACCAGGGACCGCCCCAACUGAAUGAGCAGACAAGGCCAAAUCUUGAGAAGAAGAUGAAGGAUCUUGUGGAUCACGGGGAGGAGAUUGCAAUUACCGACCCUGGGCUGCCGUUUAGCUUGCGAUUGAAUGUUAUCUUCUCGUAGAUCGGGAGGGUCAUUAUAUAAUACUAUGGUUGUGCUUUGUCAAGGUCAAUUGUAGUUCAGGUUUUUUCUUCUUUUUUUCUGGCAGCGCCCUCAGUUGCUGUACCGAUAUCCGAAUCAUGGCUAUACUAGAGGUCAUGAAGGCUAUUUCUUGCUUAUUGUAUGAUACUUUUACGUACAAUGUGCACUGCAUUUGAAUUUCG
Messenger RNA from Tuber aestivum (summer truffle), 2732 nucleotides. Lineage: Eukaryota; Fungi; Ascomycota; Pezizomycetes; Pezizales; Tuberaceae. The record is from the annotation of a GenBank genome assembly.